Dreissena polymorpha is the source of this 2226-nucleotide messenger RNA. RefSeq names its product secernin-3-like. Gene Ontology annotation, molecular function: dipeptidase activity; cysteine-type exopeptidase activity. Bases 313 to 1575 code for a protein of 420 amino acids. The transcript is spliced from 7 exons. Gene Ontology annotation, biological process: proteolysis. NCBI's taxonomy places the organism in Eukaryota, Metazoa, Mollusca, Bivalvia, Myida, Dreissenidae. The record is from RefSeq and is a predicted model, not a curated record.
AUCAAUGCAUAGCUGCCUCUCUGGUGGCGAAAGUAGGGGGGACUUGGCUAAUAAUUCAAUGCGUUUCUUUUCGUUACAUGUACUACAUUAUUUGAGAUGGACUGGGACAUAAAUCAAAAUUUUUGCAAGCAAUUUAGCAUUUGUAUGUGAUAUUUUUUAUUCAUUUCGAGUAACAAGCUAUAUGUAAGUGGCAUUUACUGGAUUUACGUACGCACGAGCGUGGUGAGUGCAUUCACUGGAUUUACGUACGCACGAACGUUGUGAGCGCAAUUACUAGAUUUACUCACCUAUUCGAUUAAUAAACAAGGAACCAUGUCUGACAUUCUGGUCGUGUUUCCCCCACUUACUGCCGACGGCGAAGUGAUUUUUGCAAAGAACGCCGACAGACCGCCGACGGAAGUGCAGGAGGUCGUGUACUACCCUCCGGCAGACUAUCCAUCGGGGACAAAAGUCCAUUGCACCUUUAUUGAAAUAGACCAAGUCCCCCAUACAUAUGCUGUUAUCUUAAGUAAGCCCGUUUGGUGUUGGGGCGCCGAAAUGGGAGCUAAUGAACGAGGUGUCUGUGUAGGCUGCACCGCCGUCUGGACCAAAUUCUGUCAUCCUGGGGAUCACGAGGAAAAAUUGAUUGGAUGCGACUUUGUACGACUAGCGCUGGAGCGGAGCUCUACAGCACGGGAGGUAGUCGAUGUUGUGACCAGUCUACUAGCCGCACAUGGGCAGGGUGGGAUAUGCUGCGAGGAUCACAACUUCGGUCAAUGGACCUACCACAGUGCGUUUGUAGCAGCCGAUGUACAUGAAGCAUGGAUUGUGGAAACUGCGGGAAAACUGUGGGCUGCGCGUAAAGUUAACGCUGGCGUGCUUGCAACAACAAGCAAAUUAACUAUUGGAACAAAUGCGGAUAUAACAUCACCUGACAUUUCUGCUUAUGCCAUAAAUGGCGGCUUUUGGAAAGCGGAAGACGGUCCUAUCGACUUUGCAAAGGCGUUUUCUUCUGAAUACGGUGGUAUAUCGUUAUCAGAGAAACAGACGCCAGAACACAGACUUAACUACAUUGUCAACUGUUUGAAUAGCACAAAUAACGGAAAGGUCGAUAUAAAUAAAGUGUUUGAAAUUCUUCGCAACGAAGAAAGUAGCAUUAACUUCGUAGGCGAGCUACUCACCGUCGGCAGUCAGGUGUCAAUUCUCCCUCGGCCCACGUCCGGUGCCCCAGUCUGCCACUGGUUUACGGCAACCCCAAACACGAAAUUCUCCAUAUUUAAACCUUUUAUGUUCUGCGAGAACCCCGACAUCGGUAAAUGGACCGUCUCGUCCAACUCCGCCGACAAGCCGAGAUCCACGUUCCAAACUUCCGUCGAUCGCCGUCACGCGCUUUUUCGCGCCCACGAGAAAGCAAGAGAAAUCAUGGAGUCCAAAACGCCGGUUGGUGAAAAAAUACACGCAACUGUGCGCCUUUUGGAGAAGCAGUGUGUGACAGAGGUCUUGGAUUUUGUGAAGACCUUCAAAGAAUCGAACAUGAAUGAAGUUCGCGAACUUUUUAACGACAUUGUUGAAUCUGAAAUAAAAUUUUACUCGUAGAAGUUUUAAAUGUUCAUAGUUUAAGAAUAUAUUUUGUUUUUCUAAACAGGUCAGUGUCAAUAUAAGUCAAGAGCAUCGCUAUGGCGAUUCAAACAUUUUUUUUUCAGUCUAUGUGGGAAUAGUAAGUGAAUUGUUGAUUUCUUACAAAUACGUUGUUUGUACUUCGCUAUUUGAAGGUCAUCAAGUGCUAAAUGAAGAGUCACGUGAUUUUCGUCUGUGAACUGUUAUUUUGCGUUAAAUAAUGUUGCAUCGUUUGCAAUCUUACUAAUAGUUACCUGUUUUUAUGUAUAUAAAGAAUAAGAGGAUGUGAUGAACGCAUCUAUGUCAUGUGGCUUCGAGGGCUUUUACUAUAUGUGUUUAUAAAAACUUAUUAUUAAUUUGAAACACAUUGUUUUUCUUGUAUUACUGGAUAACCGAUUAUAUAUCACUCUACAAAUCAUACAUUUUCAGCAAAGUAGAAUUGUUUUUAUGUUUUACAAAAACAACAGAUGAUGUUGCUUUUAGUGUGCUCAUUUAUCGUGUCAAAUAAACCCACUGUACCAAACGUGUGUUUAUAAACAUAAAUACAUUAUUUCUAUACGUAUAUAAUUUACCCAAAUAUCGGGUGGUCAAAGCUUAUUUAUACUUGUUCAUUACUAAUAAAAUAAUUUA